GCGGGGGCGGCGACGGCGGGAGCGGCAGUGGAGGCGGCGGCGGGUCCGGCGGCGGCGGCGGCGGCGGCAGGUGGCCCCGCGCGCAGCGGCCGGCCCGGCCGGGGGCGGGCGGGAAGGUGGCGCCUCGGGCGGGGGCCGGUCCCUGCACCAGGUGACCUGUUCCGGCCCGGAUCCGGGCGGCCUCGCCAUGCAGCGGCGCGGCGCGGGGCUCGAGUGGCCACGGCGGCAGCAGCAGCAACAACCCCUGCCGCUCGCGGCCGGCCCCCGGGCCGCAGCCAUGGCCCCCCCGAGUGGCGGCGUCCCCCCGGGCCUCGGCGGGCGCCCUGCCUGCGCGCUGCUUCUGCUCUGCUACCUGAAUUUUGUACCAUCUUUGGGUAGGCAGACUUCCCUGACGACGUCGGUGAUACCCAGAGCUGAGCAGAGCGUGGCUUACGAAGACUUUAUUUAUUUCACUGUCUUUGAAGGAAAUGUUCGCAACGUUUCUGAAGUCUCGGUGGAGUACUUAUGCUCUCAGCCUUGUGUUGUCAAUUUGGAAGCAGUGGUUUCAUCUGAGUUCAGAAGUAGCAUUCCCGUGUACAAAAAAAGGUGGAAGAAUGAGAAACAUCUUCACACCAGCAGGACACAAAUAGUACAUGUGAAAUUUCCAAGCAUCAUGGUUUAUAGAGAUGAUUAUUUCAUCAGACACUCCAUUUCGGUAUCUGUGGUGAUACUACGCGCCUGGAUUACUCACCGAUAUAGCGGUGGAGACUUGAAUGUUAAAUGGGAGGAAAACUUGCUACAUGCUGUAGCGAAGAAUUAUACCCUGCUGAAGACCAUCCCACCUUUUGAACGCCCUUUCAAAGAUCAUCAGGUGUGCCUUGAGUGGAACAUGGGUUAUAUUUGGAACCUUCGAGCAAACAAGAUUCCCCAGUGUCCUCUCGAGAAUGAUGUGGUCACCCUCCUGGGCUUUCUCUUUGCCUCCAGUGGAGAAAACACAGGCAUUGUGAAGAAGUUCCCGAGAUUUCGGAAUCGAGAGCUAGAGGCCACCCGACGCCAGCGGAUAGAUUACCCAGUGUUUACUGUUUCACUGUGGCUUUAUUUACUCCAUUAUUGCAAGGCCAAUCUCUGUGGGAUUCUGUAUUUUGUUGAUUCUAACGAGAUGUACGGCACGCCUUCUGUAUUUCUUACUGAAGAGGGCCACUUGCAUAUUCAAAUGCAUCUUGUCAAAGGAGAAGACCUUGCUGUAAAAACGAAAUUCACCAUACCCUUGAAGGAGUGGUUUCGCCUGGAUAUCUCUUUUAAUGGUGGCCAGAUAGUAGUAACCACCAGCACUGGACAGGAUUUGAAAGACUACCAUAAUCAGACCAUUAGCUUCCGAGAGGAUUUCCAUUAUAAUGACACUGCUGGGUACUUCAUUAUUGGAGGGAGCAGGUAUGUGGCCGGCAUUGAAGGGUUUUUUGGACCCCUGAAGUACUAUCGCCUCCAUGCUCUGCACCCUGCACAGAUAUUCAAUCCCCUACUUGAGAAGCAACUUGCUGAACAUAUCAAGUUAUAUUAUGAAAGGUGUGCAGAGGUUCAAGAAAUAGUAUCUGUGUACACAUCCACAGUACAGCAGGGGGACAGGAGACAAGAAGCAUGCGACCUCCGGAAUUCCUACCUGGACCUGAAGCUCAGGUACGGGCGGCCCUCGACAUGCAGAGCCCUCCUCUGGGAGAAGGAGCUGAAAGCCAAGCACCGAAGCUUGUUCCAGACCUUGCUGGAGAUGGGUUUGGUGACAGUGCUGAGGAACCAAAGUGAAUCCGUAUUAGAAAUUGGUGGGCAGAUAUUCGAGAAGGCUGUAAAGAGACUUUCCAUUGUUGAUGGUCUUCACCAAAUUAGCUCUGUCAUCCCCUUUCUGAUGGAUGCCAGCUGCUGUGGAUACCAUAAAGCAUCCUACUACCUCGCAGUCUUUUAUGAAACUGGAUUAAAUGUACCUCGGGAUCAGCUGCAGGGCAUGUUGUAUAGUUUGGUUGGAGGCCAGGGCAGUGAGAGGCUGUCUUCGAUGAACCUUGGGUACAAACACUACCAGGGUAUUGAUCACUACCCCCUGGACUGGGAGUUGUCCUACGCCUACUACAGCAACAUUGCCACCAAGACACCCCUUGACCAGCACACGCUACAAGGAGAUCAGGCAUACGUUGAGACAAUUAGACUAAAAGAUGAUGAAAUUCUCAAGGUACAAACCAAAGAAGACGGAGACGUCUUCAUGUGGCUGAAGCAUGAAGCUACUCGAGGCAAUGCGGCAGCUCAGCAACGGUUGGCCCAGAUGCUGUUCUGGGGCCAGCAAGGCGUGGCCAAGAACCCGGAAGCGGCUGUUGAGUGGUACGCCAAGGGCGCCCUGGAGACUGAAGACCCCGCGUUAAUAUACGACUAUGCCAUCGUGUUAUUUAAGGGUCAAGGAGUAAAAAAGAACAGACGGCUUGCCUUAGAGCUGAUGAAGAAAGCAGCUUCCAAGGGAUUGCAUCAGGCAGUCAAUGGCCUGGGAUGGUAUUACCACAAAUUCAAGAAAAAUUAUGCCAAAGCGGCUAAGUACUGGUUAAAAGCAGAAGAAAUGGGGAACCCAGAUGCAUCAUACAAUCUUGGAGUCCUGUACUUGGAUGGCAUUUUCCCAGGAGUUCCUGGAAGGAAUCAAACAUUAGCUGGUGAAUAUUUCCAUAAGGCUGCACAAGGCGGACACAUAGAAGGAACCUUGUGGUGUUCUCUCUACUAUAUCACAGGCAACCUGGAGACAUUCCCUCGAGAUCCCGAGAAGGCUGUUGUAUGGACAAAGCAUGUAGCCGAGAAAAAUGGCUACUUGGGCCACGUCAUUCGCAAAGGCCUCAACGCCUACCUGGAGGGCUCGUGUUAUAGGAACCCCAUUUCAUCCAGUUAUGGCAGCAGAGAGAGCCGACCUGAUACCUGACCUUGGGCCAGCAAGUCUACACCAUCUCCUUCCCUCAUCCAUCCAGUGGGGGAAACUGAGGCACUGGGGCAAACCUGAGUGUUUGAGAUUAUAAGACCUUUGGAACGGGACCUAAUUGUAGAAUGAUGGAGUCUUUCUGCCGAACUUCCCUCAAAUUUAGUUCCCCCAUUUGGGGUCUGCUCCAAGGUUUCUUGUCACCAAACACGAUACUUGCAAGCUAUGUAAGAAAAUGUCUGGGGGUCUUUUGUGUUGUUGCCGUUGCAGUUGUGGUUCUCUGAUGUGACUUGUCCUCGCAGGGGAAGCUGCUUAGCCAGCCUUGUCUCUUUAGCAUGAGUCAUGCCUAAUUGGUUGGCUGCCUUGGGUAUCUCGGAGGCCAGGAAACAGCGCACUCAGCAGCCACAUGGCCGUGACCUGCAGUAUGUCUGAUUGAAGGUCUGCCUGUCCUGAUUUGACCCCCCAGUCACCUCCCUCUGUCCCCACGGGAUGGCCUGCCAGGAGAUGCUUUAGCCUUGUAGAAAAGAUGACGUUUGGAUCCGUUUACUUAUUCCCCCAACACAACCUCCCCCCCCCCUUUCUUAAACCAUCUCCUAGAUGGAGCUAACAUUAAGAAAUAGCACUUAAUAUUAGCUACAGAAAAUGAAAAUAAGCUUUAGAAACAACAAUUUAUGGUUAAAAUGGAGGAAAUCAGAGAAGUAAAAAGAAAAAAAAAUCACUUGCCUUCUCACCACCUAGAGAUAAGUACCGUUAGCAUUUUGGUAGAUUCUUUUUUUCCUGCAUAUAUGUAUUCGCGUGUGUGUGUACAUGUGUGGAUUCAGUUUUAUUUUUGUUUUACAAAAAUGAAAUUGCCCUGUUUUUUAUCCUGUUUUUUUUUUGUUUUUUUUUACACAGUGGAAACUUUGGCAUAGACAUUUGUCUACGUCUUUGAAUACUCUUCUUCCACAUCAUUUUUAAGGGCCUCGUCUGAAAGUGGCUGAGCCUUGGGUUAAUUGAACUAGUCACUGAUUUUCAGAUAUUUGUUUCUUUUUUUCCCCCCAAUUCAUAGAAACAGCUCUGCCAUGACCUCUGUUGCCCCAGAAUCUUUGCACAUGUUUCUGAUUGUUUCUUAGAAUAAACCCUCAUGAGGCAGAACUGUUGGGCCAGGUGGUAUGUACAUUCGUAAGAGUCCUCACCCUUAACUAUCACAUUAAUUGGCUUCCCACUAACAGUGGUUGUAGGAAUAGGUCCAUUUUUCCCCAAGCUCUUGCCGUUAUCUGUAUUAUGAAUCAGGUGCCAGUCUCAACAAAUGAAAAGUGGUCUCAUUGUCUCGCAAUUAUUCAAUUACCAGUGGUGUCGAAUAUUUACUUUUUUCAGAUGUGUUUUUGGCCAUUGGUAUCAAGCCCCUUGCAAACUGCCUCUCCUUUGCCAAACUUCUGAUGUACCACAGAAGCUCAGCUUUAAUUAAGCUUGUUCAGAGUCGUAAGCCCCAUAAAGCCCUUCGCAAAACAGGACCCAAAAGUGCAGAGCUUUUUCUUAAUACCACUUAUCUCCUCUAAGCGAGGAUGGAAGAUGGAAGGAUUUCAAGGACCCAAAGCUAAUAGACAGCUCCCCAGCCAGCACGCGACGUACCAUUCGGCCAGUAGAGGUAGCUGUUGUAUCAACUAGCUCCCCAACCUUAUCUGUGAGUUCAGCCUUUUAAGAGAGAAAAUAAAUCAGUGCAUGCAGUAUUUUUAACAACAGUAUUUAUUUAAAAAAAAAAAAAAACCUCAUGAUUUUGUGGUUUUAAAAAAACUGCUUAUUUUGUGCCCUCUUACGUGUGAAUAUAAAGCUCUCUGUGAGUAUUAGUAAGAGCCACUCUAUGAAAUUUAUUAUUAAUCAUCUAUUUUUAGGCACGAAGCUUUGCUGUAUUAUGUUUUAGCAGCAGAAACUGGAAUUGAAGUGUCACAGACAAAUUUAGCUCACAUCUGUGAGGAGA
Messenger RNA from Orcinus orca (killer whale), 4871 nucleotides. RefSeq names its product SEL1L family member 3 (gene SEL1L3). The record is from RefSeq and is a predicted model, not a curated record. The transcript is spliced from 18 exons. NCBI's taxonomy places the organism in Eukaryota, Metazoa, Chordata, Mammalia, Artiodactyla, Delphinidae. Gene Ontology annotation, molecular function: protein binding. Bases 188 to 2920 code for a protein of 910 amino acids.